GCGAGGGUGAGGAGCGGCCCGGGAGGGUGUAGUUUUGUCUCCGCCAGUCCAGGCGCAGGGAAGCCGCAAACUCGGGCCGGGAGUGCAGCGGGUCCAGCUCAGCCCGGGCAGCAGGCGGCCCCCAGUCCCCGCGCAGGAGCUUUGUUUUAGACACAAUGUCUGCUCCAGCAUUCCAUCCACCAGCUCCCAGUAGCUACCCAAUCCCAUCAGCACCCCCUACAUAUGAAGAGACAACAGGAAUAAACACUUACCCUCCUUACCCUGCCCCGGAAUCUGGGCAUGGACCGAACAUGAAGAGUAUGAAUCCUCCUCCAUAUCUUUCACAACCUGUUCCAGCUCCUAAUCCAAUUACAGUUCAGACUGUGUAUGUGCAGCAGCCGGUAACAUUUUAUGAUCGUCCAGUUCAGAUGUGCUGCCCCUCCUGCAACAAGAUGAUAGUGACACGUCUCUCGCACAGUGCAGGAGCGCUGACCUGGCUGUCAUGUGGCAGCCUCUGUCUGCUGGGGUGCAUAGCUGGUUGCUGUUUCGUCCCCUUCUGUGUUGAUGCCCUCCAGGAUGUGGAUCACUAUUGUCCAAGCUGCCAAGCCCUCCUUGGUACCUACAAGCGUUUGUAGGCAAUAUCAAAUACUGAGUGAAGAUGGAUGUCCAAGAUUGUUCAGCACCUUUUCAAGCUCUUUCUGAACUUCAUGAAGAUCUCUGUGCAUUGUCAUUGUGAAUGGAUCAAGAUAUAUAUCUCUAUAUUGUUUUAAUAAGAAUCUGCUUAGGGAGACUCAGGACUGGUAACGGGAUAUAUAGUCUGUCACUUCACAGGCCACUUAUUCAAGCUGAUAGUGACCAAAUGUUGUCUCUGUAUGGUUUAUGCAAAAUAGAUGAUGGUGUGGGUCUGGUUAAUAUUAGAAAGCCCCCCGUGUGGAUUAGCACCUGCAUCACAGAGACCAAGCUCUGAACUGGCAUGCAGACAAACUUACCUUCUCACGCCUACAAGUGGUGCCUCUGGAAAAGCAUUGAAGCUGGUUGGCAGGGGACUGCCUAUGAUGGUCCUAUUCUGGGGCUAAAAAGGACUCUUGUCUCCAGAGUAGUCAAUCUGGCACCUUUUACGUGCACUAAAAUUCACUUUAAAUUUGUUUUUAAAAUUGUCUUUAAAAGAAACAGAACCAAAAAUAGCCUGAAGUUUGGCUUUUCCCGUAGGCUGCUUUACCAAAUCCAGCCCGCUCAGGCUACCAUGUCAGAUGGCUUCUCAACAUGGUCUCCCAGUUUCCUUGCUGUUUGUGAGUUCAGUCAGACCUUUAGCACUGCACAGAGUGUGUUUUGUGCAGGAUUGUUUUAUAAAUGUAUGUGUGUAUUUUUUUUUUUUUUUUUUACUGCUGAGUUAUAAAUCUGUGAAAAUAGCUUUCUAAUAGAAAUGCUGAUAGACCCAUGGCUAUCAGUGUUGUCUUUCCUAUAAUAUAAUUACAUGAGCCAAAUGGUAAAUUCUAAAAAAAAAAAACCCCUUGGGCCUUUUAGUUUGAUAAAGCUUGGGUUCCAUCUGUAUAAAUGUUUUUUUUAAAAAAUCAAAACAAAAUAUCUUUUUACUUGCUAUUGGUGUAAUCUGAUAAUCACAUUGUUUCAUUGAGAAGGUAACUUCUUUUGUUAAGAAGUUUCACUGAGUGAGUGCUAGGUGGGUAAGACUUGUAUAGUGAUAUUUCAAAUGAAAGAGACGUUUCCAAAAUGAAAUAUGGGUAGAAUUUCCAGAGUCUGAUCACAGGAAUUGAGGUUUGAGUCUCUGAAGGUUGAAGCACUUCUCAUGAUUGGGGUAGAGCUGUCUGAUAGAAACUGCAGCCUAACGCUGCUCCUUGUGUAAAGUAAAGCAUAAUUCCACCACUGAAGGUUCAAACGUGUUUGCUGCGAUUUGGUUGAACACAACUUCUGUCUAAAAAUGCAACAUUAGAAGUUGAGUUUAAAUAUGAGCUAUGAUUGUAAAGUUGUAUUAACCUGUGUAAACAAUAAAUAUUGCAACUAUAAUUCUUUUUAAAAAAAAGUCUCUCUCUAAAUAUUUGGAAUGGGGUAACUUUCCCCCAAAACAUUACAACUUUUAACAUUGAAAUUCAGUGGCUAUUGUACUACAGAUAUAUAGCUGACUUUUAUUUCUUUUUGUGGUUCAAUUUGCAAGUGGUUUUAAGAGCUCCCUCUAUGUUUAGAAAAAGUUUCAGGUCUGAUAGUUAGCUGCACCACAAGAAUUUACCGUAGUAGCAGCUACCUGACAACAGAAUAAUGGAGGUAAAGAGCUGAAACUAUUUUAUGUACUUUACACUCUGGAUUUAUGGUGGUAGCACAUGUAAUACACAAUCUGUAGGCAUAGGUUAUCUUAACUCAAGAAAACCAAAGCUUGAUGACAAUAGCAAUACCCCACAGUGCCAAAAAGCAUCAGUAGAGGUGACUUCUGUGGAAAGCAGAAAAGCCGUUUUAUGCGAGUAUUGAAAAUUUUUUGUAUUGUAAUCCAAAUAGAAGAUUCUGCUUUCCAUUUUGCAAUUUGACUGUUUAUUUCUUCCAUAAGACUUAUUUUCAAAGCUUGCUACAUCAGCAUAAGCAACGCCACCCUAAUUAAUAAAAUCUUCUUUUUAACA
Molecule: messenger RNA, 2603 nt
Organism: Caretta caretta (loggerhead turtle)
Lineage: Eukaryota; Metazoa; Chordata; Testudines; Cheloniidae
Gene: LITAF
Product: lipopolysaccharide induced TNF factor
Biological process (GO): regulation of cytokine production
Cellular component (GO): nucleus; cytoplasmic side of late endosome membrane; cytoplasmic side of lysosomal membrane
Molecular function (GO): zinc ion binding
Source: RefSeq, a predicted model, not a curated record